Molecule: messenger RNA, 363 nt
Organism: Neltuma alba
Lineage: Eukaryota; Viridiplantae; Streptophyta; Magnoliopsida; Fabales; Fabaceae
Exons: 3
Coding region: 1-363 (120 amino acids)
Source: RefSeq, a predicted model, not a curated record
AUGGAUGCAAAGAGGAAGUUGCACAGAAAGAUCCAUUCCUAUGCGAGAAGGAUAAGAGAAGAAGACAUAUUGAGGGCAAACCCUAUCCAACAGUAUGGGAACAAAAAUCAGAAGAGUAUCCCAAAGUUUAAAUCAUUCCAAACUCAAGCUCAAAGCCAGGUGAAUCCAGAUCUGUAUGGAGAUAAUAACACAAGGCUUUUCACAUUUUGGACAGCUGAUGCAGAUAAACACACUGGAUGCUAUGAUCUUCUUUGUUCUAGCUUUAUUCAAGUUAACAAUGAAAUAGCCCUGGGAGACACCAUAGAACCAUUCUAUGUCUUUGGUGAUACUAAUUCCCAAUAUGAAAUCACCAUUCUUAUCUAG